This is a messenger RNA of Diaporthe citri, 1098 nucleotides long. RefSeq lists its product as uncharacterized. The transcript has a single exon. Lineage: Eukaryota; Fungi; Ascomycota; Sordariomycetes; Diaporthales; Diaporthaceae. Bases 1 to 1098 code for a protein of 365 amino acids. The record is from RefSeq and is a predicted model, not a curated record.
AUGAACGCAGCAGUCGCCUACAGGGCAUCCCUCUACGGCCUGGACCAGCCGUUGGGACUGCCCCCGGGCGCUCGACGCAGGAACAACGGCGACUUGGACAAAAAAUCACCGCUGGCAAUAGAACAAGAAAAGAUCGCACGCCGGCAAAGCUUCAUCCCAGUCAACUGGGUCCAGUACAAGAACCACUGCGCCCAAGAAGCAACCACCAAGCCAGAAUCCAUAUUCGAUGUCGUCUGGGAGCAGGAGCCCGAGGUCCACAGCGUGAGGGAUCAGGCCUGGCGCAUGUUCACCAUCUUCCCGUACCGAGACGCAGUCUGGGUCGUCAAGAUCUUCCUCACCCUCGGCGGCACGCUGAUGGCCCUCGCGGCCACCUUCGGCGUCGUGACGGCCCAGAUACAAGCCAGGGGCCAGAAGGUAACGCCGCAGACCCUGGGGUUCAACAUCAACGCCGCCACUAUACUUACCACCGACUUCGGCCUCAUCCUCCUGCUGAUGGGUGCGUCGCUGGGCCUGGUCGCGAUCCUGAACGCCCACCGCGGCGCCAUGGAGCCACUCGACAUCAAGAUCGGGGCCCUCGAGCCGCCCAAAUCAUAUAAGCCCGCCCUUCUCGGCGCUAAAUCAUGGGUAUGGCUGCCGACCAGGGACGACCUCGCCGCCCUGUGGGCCAAGGUCCCCUUCCGCGCCGGCUUCGUCAACUGGGUGGGUCUCGUCGCCCUCAACGUCGUUGUCGUCACGACCAUCCCGGGACUCUUCGACCCGGGCGACACGCAGCGGAUCCUCCUGGCCAUCCAGCUGCCGCUCUUCAUCGGCUUCGUGCUGCUGGUCGUGGCCAACUCCUUGCUCUUGAUAUGGCUGCAGGAGAGGUGGUACAAGCCCAGCUGGCAGAAGGCCUCGUGGCUGAGCGCCUUCGGCUCCACGGUCGGGUCCGUCAGCCUGACGCUGUCGACGCUGUACCAAUUUGCCGGCAUGGGCCUCUCUGGUGCCCUGGCUACGCUGGUCGGCCGCUGGGUGUUCUUUGUGGCCAUCACCAUUGGGUUCUACGACCUUAUGGCGUUUCAUCCUAAUUCUUGGGCUGGUGUUUCGAUUGGUGGUCGGUAA